GCAAUACACAUAGAGGUCAUGUCGUCAUGUCAUCUUUUAUCGACACACAAACAUCAAUCACAUCGUACGUACGUACGUACGCAUGCACGCCUGCCACUGCCCAGAGCUCCCAAUCACGGUGUGGCGGCGGGCUCUUGUGUCCUCCACAAGUGCCAAGCUUGGCGCCGGUGGCGUGCAGAGCUUGAAGGGAUGCACUGCACACCACCUUCGCCUCAGCGCAGGCAGGGCACAAGAGAAGACGCACACGUGCACCGGACAGAUAUGCGGAAGAUCGGAAAGCAUCUUCCUUCUCUAUCGCUACGGCUACAGCCCGGCCCAUUUCGUAUGAGCUGAGCUGAGCUGAGUCAGCCACCGACACACACGAAUCUCGAACCCAGCAGGCGGUACGUAGCAGCACUCGACAACGCCCGCAGCUCAAGGCAGUGACACCCACCCAUCCCUCUCUCCCUGUCUCCCUGUCUCCCUGUCUCUCUGUCUCUGCUACGUAUGCAUCAGCCAGGCUGUCCCACAAAGGGGGUGGCGGCCCACCGCGCCACCUCAUCCACCGACCCCGCAAACACCACCUCGGUCUUGCACUGCUCACACAGGUACUCCUCGGGCCGCAUCGGCAGCGGCUCCCUGGCCUCCUUGAUGCGCUCCUUGUUCUCCUCGGCCCGUCUCGCAUUCGCCGCCCUGAUGCGGGGGAGGCUCAGCUGCCAUGCGGCCCUGCGGUCGGCGUAGCACUUGGUGCAGAUGUGCAUGUGUCUGCAGGGGAUGUACAUGACCGACGCAGGGCCGUGCUCGCCGAAACAGAUGGUGCAGUCGGCUGUGGCAGACGGAGGGGACACAGACGGGGCCGCGCUACUGGAUGAUGAGGGCGAGGGCUGCUGGUGCUGCUGGUGCUGUAGUUGCGCCAGCCUGGGGACCGGGGCGGGCACAGACAGACACAGACAGCAGCAUCAUGAUGUACACAUGCAUCGAUGUGGGUUCUCCUGUCGCUCACUUCCACUUGGUCUGUUGCAGCUGGCGCAUGAGGCCCUCCUCCUUCUCCUUGGCGUCUCUGGCAUCCCGCUCCUUCUGCUCGAGCUGCCUCCGGAGGUCAUUCACCAGCCGAGCGCUGGCACAGGAAUGGGCCAUGCCUAGUCGCCCGAUAGCCGGUGCCGCCGGUCGUGUGGGGGGAGGUGGAGGGGGGAAUGAGGGAGGGGGCGGGAGCGGCAGAUUCCCGCUGCUGCUACUGCUGUUGCUGCUGGUGCUCGUGCCGGACAUCGAUGAGGCAGCCGGCACACCGGGGCCGGUCGGACGAGCCGGUCGAGGGUCUACUGCAGACGAUCUGAAGGAAGGGUGGAGACGCAAAACUGUGUGCGUGUUUCACACAUGAGCCACGCACGGCCCUUUGUUCCGCCACUCACAGUGGUAGGUUUGACGAUGGCGAUGAUACUUGUACUGGUGGCAUGGCAGCCGUAGGGACGAGGGGAGGCGCACCACUGACGCAUCCACAGGAGACACACGCACGCACAAGCUGUCUCUCUACCGGCAUACACCAGUGUGUAUCAAUUCUACGUAUGUACCGGUGUAUGUGUGAGUCGACAAGUCCGCGAGCAGAGAGCCCUUGGGGACCAGGAUGCCCGCCACACGACGACGGCAGAGGACGACCAUCACGACUGAACACACACAGACACUCAUAUGCAUCGGCGCAUGCCUGCCUGUCUGUCUGUCUGUCUGUCUAAGACGUCUGCAUACGUACCCGAGUGGCGACUGUGGUGGGAUGGUCGGCUGCUGGGCGUGUGUCUUGUGUUUCUUCUUGUGCUUGCGAUGGACCGGUAUGAACUCUGAACCUCCGUCACUAUCAUCGCCAUCGCCGUGGCCGAGCGGGUCAGCUGGCGGGCUUGCAGAAGAGCUACUAGACACAGAUGGACCCGAUGGCCCCCUACAGAUCAGAUCGAUAGAGGCACACACACAGACAUUAGCCAACGCCGCCUGGAGACGGACAGUCGUGUCAUGUGCUCACAGGAAAGGGUCGAUGGACGAGGUGGGCCGCUCUUCAGCGUCACUAGUACUGACGGCCCCAGUGGACAUCCUGAAGAUAUGACAGACAGACAGACGGACAGACAGACACAACCAAUGCAACCUACCGGCCAUAAGUGAAUGCCUUCUGGCCUGCCUGUGUGCCCCACCCACCCAACCUGGUGUCUGGAGCGGUUGACGACACCGACGGCUCCCUCUCCCCAUCCCCCUCACCCAGACCGUCGGCCUCACCGUCCCUUCCGUCAGACGACAAAUCGACUGAUUGCUGCCGCUGCUUGUGGUUGCCCGCCUUGCACUUCCCGCCGCCCUUCUUGCUUGCUCUUCUCUCCUUUUCCCUCUCCCUCGCCUCCUCGGCAAUCAGCCUCUCGGCCAGCUUGGCGGCCGCUCUCUCUGCCUUCUCGCUCGGCUGUCGCUGCUGCUGCUGCUGCUGCGGCUGCUGUGGCGAGGUCUGCAUCUCCCGCUGGACGAUGCGUAUGAAUCGGGCUCCGCUCCGGACCCGUAGAUCCUUGGUGUUCAUCUGCCUGAUCGCCGACUCCUGCUGCUGUGUCGACCCCAAAUGCCGCAGGAGCACGCGGACGACCUCCUUGCGCCUCUCGGAGUCGGUGCAUCCCUCGUCCUCCGGACGGUCGGGCCGAGACAAAGGAGGGAUGGCCGCCAAAUCCAGCGGUGAGAGCGUGUCGACCACCGGCGCAGAGGUGAUGUGCGCCACGGGCAGCCUCUCACACAACCACUCCACCAUGUGAACCGCACCUGGCAGGCAGGCAGGCAGGCAGGCAACACAGGGCCACGUAUCGGGCCAGCCAGCCACUUGCAUGCCACAGUAAGUUCCGCGUACCAUGCCAGACAGCAUAAGUGAGGGGGGUGUUGCCGCUCUUGUUCGGGUCGAUGAGAGAGGCACCGUGGGCCGACAGCAGAUCCAGGUAGCGACGGCAGAACUCUCGCGACAUCUCUCCGAACGGCCACGGGGCCCACUGGAUGGGGGUCUUCUUGGACCCCGGAGCCUCCUCGGUGGCAAGGGCUGGUUCGUGCUGCAGGAGGGUGUCAAAGAUGGCCAGCAUGUGGUUCUGGUACUGCGGGCUGGGGCGGGCUGGGAGGGUCGUUGGUCGAGGGCACAGCAAGGGGCCGUUGAACCCCGUAUCGCCGAGUCGGACACCCACACCAUGACGUAAGAGCACCUCCAAAGCCGUCACGUUGGCGAAGUAGAGGGCCGCCCCGAGGGCUUCCUUCCCCUGGCUGGUGACUGCGGCUCCGCCUGCUAUGAGGGCCUCCAGCACGGCCGCCUGGAUCUCUCGGGACGGCCAGUUAGACAGACAGCUGUGCACUACUUGAACACCUUCGGGGCUGAAGUCGCUGUUGGUGGGGUUGUCCACCGCCCAUGCCAGCUGCGCGAGUGACAGCAGGGAGAUAAGGAGUCGACAUGAACCACACUACAACAAUGAAUACAUCGUCGGUAUCGUUUCAUUCUUACCAAGGGGAUGGUGCAUGCAAAACUGGCCCGGUGGUUGACGCCACGCACUACGGCUGCCGCAUCGGCAUCUGCUCCGCCGUCGACGAGCGCCCCGACCUCAUCGGCCGCGGCGCACGUGAGGCUGCGGGUCAAGAUCCGAUCAGCCAGCUGUCUGCUGAUGGGAGUGUCGCCAUCCUUGCCCUCGACCCUCACGAGGGUGAACGACCCAUGGCACCGCUCCUCACCGUCACCCUCUUGCCGCUCCUCCUCCAUCUGCAACACGCACACACACACAACUGAGAACGUAAGCGACUUGUGAUGCGUGACGGACCUGACUAGCAGGUCUUUCCUCAGGCGGCUGCGAAGAUGUGGCCGACAU
Messenger RNA from Vitrella brassicaformis, 3830 nucleotides. The record is from the annotation of a GenBank genome assembly. NCBI's taxonomy places the organism in Eukaryota, Vitrellaceae.